AUGUCUGAAGAACCUGCAAAUUCAUCUCAAGAUAUCGGUAAACGACUGAGAGUAUUACGAUCAUGUCGAAAUCCGCAUAUAAGCACACGACCAUCAGCAGUGACUGCCAUUGAUGUUCGAGAAAAGUUGCGUAAACUCCGACCGAAUCGACAUUGCCCAUAUGGAAGUCGCAAUGUCGGUAUGAGGCCAAUUGUUCACGGUCAUCCAACUACAGAAAAAUAUGAACUACAUAUACAAGAGAGAUAUCGAACAGCUGCUAUCUGUGAAUGGGCUCGACGCUUACCACCAGCAGAACAACUCAGUCUUCUGCUUUACUCUCAAUCCGGUACGUUACGUUGA
This is a messenger RNA of Angiostrongylus costaricensis, 339 nucleotides long. The record is from the annotation of a GenBank genome assembly. Lineage: Eukaryota; Metazoa; Nematoda; Chromadorea; Rhabditida; Metastrongylidae.